Molecule: messenger RNA, 1566 nt
Organism: Pseudogymnoascus verrucosus
Lineage: Eukaryota; Fungi; Ascomycota; Leotiomycetes; Thelebolales; Thelebolaceae
Exons: 4
Coding region: 1-1566 (521 amino acids)
Molecular function (GO): oxidoreductase activity
Source: RefSeq, a predicted model, not a curated record
AUGGCAGAAAGACAAAAGAUCGCAGUGGUCGGAUCGGGCAUGGCUGGAUUGGCCGCUGCAUGGGCUUUACACAAUGAUCCAUCUGGCAAAUUCGAUGUCACCGUCUUUGAGAAAGGUAACGCCUGCGCCCUCGAUGGCUACUCCUAUACACCCCCCGGUGCCAAGAGCUCCCGCAUCGACAUCCCCAUGCGUGUAUUCUCAGGAGAAUACUACGCCAACCUCUUCAAGCUUGUGGCCCAGUUCAACGUCCCCGCCAAGCCACGCCGUUUCCUCUUCGUCUUCACGCGCGAGGAACAUGAGAGGCCGUAUUUUAUCCAUGCCUCCAACAAGCAUAGGAUGUUCCCUCCGAAUACAACGCCAAACCCUAGCCUCUAUCAGAGAAUUAGGCAUUUGAUCUUAUCGGUAAUCCUGGGGUUGUGCUAUGCGGUGUUUGCGUUUGGAGUCAAAUUCUUUCCGCCGGGUGUUGGCGGGCCGGGUGAUGCGGCGGGAACCGAGACUAUUGAGCAUUACUGCAAUAGGCUUUUCCUGCCGCAGUUCUUCCUCAACGACUAUCUUGUUCCCCUAUUCUCGUCCGUGGCGACUUGCUCUCACGAUGACUUCCGCACUUUCCCAGCCGUGUAUAUCACCGAUUAUAAGAAAUAUACGUCGGGCAAUGAUCACAACUCUGUGACGACGAUGCAGGCUAUGCAGGAGAAGCUCGUUUCUAACAAUCUCCGCAUCAAGCUCAGACAUCCAGUCACCAAUAUCGAGAGCCAGACUGAUGGGACCGUUAAAUGCACAAUCGUGGAUCUAGAUGAUAACAAGAAAGAAAGCAUCGAGACUUUUGCAAAAGUGAUAACUGCUACCUCUUCUCAUGCUCUCGCACACCUCUAUAAGCCGGCGAGACCAAUGGCAUCUCAACUUCCAAUUUGCGAAGCUGAGGUCGUCGUUCACACUGACUACACCAUAAUGUCCCAUGUCAUCUCCCGCAAAGGCCCCUUCGCCAAGAAGCCCCUUUCCGACCUCACCGCCGAGGAAUUCCUCGCCUCAACUGAGUGGCUCAACCCCGACGCCUCGAGUGCGGACAUCCUGGCCCUUCAAACCCGCCGCUCUCCCUCGGGCGAGGAAUGGACAGAAGCCACGCACGUUCAUAGCUCUGGUAUUCUCGUCACCGUGCGUCCAGUGAUUUACUCCAAGAGCCCAACCCCUAGCGAGGCCGUCUAUGGGAGCAUGAAUAAAACUCCCCGCCUGCCACCUGCCUAUGUCAUUGCAGAUGACAAGGUUGCCCACAAGGCUGUCUUCUACCGUAUGUUGAGCAACCCGCAGAGACGGGAGCUGAUCCGUGCGGCGUUCUCGAAGGAGGCUCCUGGGUCCGGAGGAAAGAAGGCCACGGAGAGAGAGGGGUUGUUGAAUGGUGCGACUAAGACUCAGGGGUGGAGGAACGGAGAUGGUGGAGUAUUUGCGACAGGCAGCUGGAACAACGACAGUCUUACAUUGCUUGAGAAUUGCGUAAGGACGGCGUUGACAGCCGCAAAGGAGUUGGGUGCUGAACUUCCCUUCGAGGUCGUGGAACGAACGUCAUUUUAG